AUGCCACGUAAACUACGUAAGAAUAUACGUAAGAGGAAGAGAGCAUUGAAACAUCCAAUAGUAAGACUAACACCACAACAACAGUUGCAACAACAAAUGCUGAAUGACCCCACUAUGUUGCAACAAAUGUCAAGCAAUCCUAUGCUUUUAAACCGAGUUGUUGGUGCACAGAGUGGAGGUUUAAGAGCGGCACUUUUAGCGAAAAUGGCAGGCUAUGGUGGAGCUGCAGACGGAACAGCAUAUAACCCUCAAAGUCAAAUGAAUUUGAGUUCACUCAAAAAUCAAAUAACAGAUGUCAAAAAGUCAAACAUAGACAUACAGAAGCAAAUAAGUGAAAACGAAAAGAAACUAGAAUAUGACAGACACACAAAGAAACUCAAUGAGUUAAACGUAGAGAAAAAGAAGAAAGAAGAACAACUGAAAGAACUAAGUACAGAGGAAUAUGCGAAAAAAGUGUCAGAAAAAGCAGCAGAAGUAGCAAAAAUGGAACAAGAUGUCAUAAAUUUGAAAAACCAUACUACUCAAUAUAAAGUACUGAAAGAUGAAGAGAUAAAACAAAAAGCCCUGAAGACAUAUAUGGAUAGCGAUGAGUAUAAAAAAGAAGUUGAAGCAAAUGUAAAGGCAGAAAAACUUUUACAGUUGCAAAACCAAACCGUACAGUAUGAAAACUUAGCACAAGAAAGUAAAAAUAACGACGCAGCCAUGCAAAAGGCAAUGAAAAGCGCAGAAUAUAUAAAAGCUAACAAUGACUGGUUAGAUGCCCAAGCCAACGCUAAAGCAGCCCAACUCAUAGGGUCAAUAAGGACAAAAAUACAAGCG
Messenger RNA from Trichomonas vaginalis G3, 819 nucleotides. Its product is annotated as protein of unknown function, DUF4106 family. The annotation marks the transcript as partial. NCBI's taxonomy places the organism in Eukaryota, Parabasalia, Trichomonadida, Trichomonadidae. The record is from RefSeq and is a predicted model, not a curated record. The transcript has a single exon.